UUUCUGGUUCGGUCUAAGUUUUUUCCGGUUAUUGUCGGUUUAAUUGGCCUCUGGUUUGUUCGUUUAAUUACCUGACCGGACAAGCACUUCUGCAGGCUCUCUCGUCUCGAUCGGGGAAAGAUGGGAACGGCAGGGCAGUGGCUGGAGGAAGCGCUUGUGGAUCUCUGCCGGAAAACAGACUCCGGCUUGGAUUUGGAUCGUGACCUUAUCUCCGGUCUCGUGUCUUAUUGCGAUCUCGCUCAGCCUCUCGAUGCUAAGGAGUAUCUCGACAAUAUUGUUGGAAGAGAAGUCGGAAAAGGCAUCAUCGAAGAAUAUCUGCAACGAAGAGGCUACUCAGAUCCAGGCAGCCAAAUAACAGAAAGUACAGCACCGGGACUGCAAAUGUAUGUAAAGCCCAAGUCGGAUAAUGGUGCUUCCAGUGGGACGAAGAAUACAUUUAAAGCACCAAAAGAGGGAGCACCCUCUGCUCGUCAAGGUGGACCUGGGAAGGUGACGCAGCCUGCAAAUCAAGCAGAGCCGAGGAACGAUUCUGCCUUGGCUACUUACCAGGAGAAUGCAGCAAAGGGCGGUAAUUCCAAGAAGAAGAAGGGAGGAAAAGUCAUUUCUCUUGCAGAGGCAGCUAAAGGCUCGAUAGUUUUUCAGCAAGGAAAGCCGUGUUCAUGCCAUGCUCGCAGGCACAGAUUAGUGAGCAAUUGCUUGUCUUGCGGGAAAGUUGUGUGCGAGCAAGAGGGAGAAGGGCCUUGCAGUUUCUGCGGGGCGCUUGUGCUGAAAGAUGGAAGUACUUAUGCGGGUUUGGAUGAAGGGUUUACUCCUGUAUCUGAUGCCGAGUCAGCAGCUGAAGCUUAUGCGAAAAGGCUCGUUGAGUAUGAUAGGAACUCAGCUGCUCGUACAACGGUUAUUGAUGACCAGAGUGACUAUUACGAGAUUGAGGGCAAUAGUUGGCUGUCUAAUGAGGAAAAGGAGCUUUUGAGGAAGAAGCGAGAAGAGAUUGAAGAAGCUGAACGCGCCAAAAGAAGCAAAGUGGUCAUGACAUUUGAUUUGGUUGGCCGUAAGGUACUGCUAAACGAAGAUGAUCUUUCAGAACUGGAGUCGAAAAACAGGAUCCUGGGGCCGCCAGACAAGAAAGAGGUGAAUAGGAUAAAACCGAACCCAACUGCAAGGCUCAUACCGAUUUUCAUGGACCCGGGUCCGACUGACAAGAAGCCAAGCAGAAGCAGCAGCUCCAAGAACAGAACUGGAAACAGCGGGUUAUGUCUGGAGAUCACAGGAAGAGUGCAGCACGACAGGAGUGAGCUUAGGUACUUACAAUCGAACGCCGAGCCAUAUGGUAAGAAUGAAGGGCUUCACAUGGAAGAUGGGGGAGAGUGUUCUCUUGAUUAUGAUUGAAACUGAAUAGAUGGAAGAUGAUGGUGAGGUGAACAUUACAGAGGAUUAAAUCCAAACUUUUUUGUUCAAUGUUAAGGAAGAACAGGCUUCACGGUGAGAUUACAAUUUCACAAGAUUCAAAGAUUCAGUGGGACACAUAUAUAUACAAGUAUGUUUGCCAA
Tarenaya hassleriana is the source of this 1547-nucleotide messenger RNA. RefSeq names its product activating signal cointegrator 1. Gene Ontology annotation, cellular component: nucleus. The transcript is spliced from 4 exons. Gene Ontology annotation, molecular function: zinc ion binding. The record is from RefSeq and is a predicted model, not a curated record. Lineage: Eukaryota; Viridiplantae; Streptophyta; Magnoliopsida; Brassicales; Cleomaceae. Gene Ontology annotation, biological process: regulation of DNA-templated transcription. The coding region runs from base 121 to 1386 and encodes 421 amino acids.